Molecule: messenger RNA, 1369 nt
Organism: Kockovaella imperatae
Lineage: Eukaryota; Fungi; Basidiomycota; Tremellomycetes; Tremellales; Cuniculitremaceae
Product: putative acyl CoA transferase
Exons: 14
Coding region: 31-1311 (426 amino acids)
Molecular function (GO): catalytic activity
Source: RefSeq, a predicted model, not a curated record
UAUGUUCACCAUUCUAUACCAGACUUGCGGAUGCAGCGACUCAACCUCGCUCGACAAUGCCGGUCGUUGACGAGGUCAACGACAACUGUGGCUGAUAGGCCCCUGUCGGGCAUCAAGGUUGUCGAUUUCACCCGUGUGUUGGCAGGGCCGGUGACCACAAUGAUGUUGGCCGACCUGGGAGCCGACGUGAUCAAGGUGGAGAACCCCUUGUCUGGUGAUGAUACUCGAUCCUGGCUCCCGCCGGCGGCCCCGCUACUUGACGAUGCACCUAGACCGGAUCUACCUCCAGAGUCAGCCUAUUUCUUGCAGGCCAAUAGGAAUAAGCGCUCCCUCACGCUCAACGUCAAGCAUGCGGAAGGCAGGCGUAUAGCUCACAAGCUUGUCAAAGAGGCAGAUGUCUUCGUGGAGAAUUACGUUCCCGGCAAGCUUGAUAGCCUUGGAUUAGGAUACGGGACCCUGUCCGGCCUCAAUCCAAAGCUCAUCUACUGUUCAAUCACAGGAUAUGGAUCGACAGGCCCGUAUGCUCAGUCCCCAGGCUACGAUGUCGUCAUAGAGGCAGAGGCUGGACUGAUGCAUAUCACCGGCGAGCAAGGGGGAUCUCCAGUCAAGGUCGGAGUGGCAGUGACCGACUUGUUGACUGGGCACUUCGCUCAAUCCGGGAUACUCGCUGCUCUCCUACGUCGAGCCAGGACUGGCAGGGGCUCGUUGGUCGAGUGCAGUCUGUUCGAGUCCCAAAUUGCGUCUCUCGCCAAUAUUGCCUCAAAUUACUUGAUUGAUGGUAGGGAGGCUACCAGAUGGGGGACUUCGCACCCAUCCAUCGUGCCUUAUCAAGUCUUCCCUACAAAGGAUACCUACAUCAUGCUGGCGGGCGGUAACGACAAGCAAUUCUCCACGCUAUGCGCCGUGCUGGAUCGCAAGAUAUGGGUUGAGGAUCCGAUGUUCAAGACAAAUGCGAACAGAGUCAAGAAUCGAGAUGACAUGGUUCGCCUCAUUACAGAUGCAUUGAGCUCAAAAACCACGCAGGAGUGGUGCGAUGAUCUCACCGGGAAAGGCAUCCCGUUUGCGCCAAUCAACAACAUCGCCCAGACGUUCGCGCAUCCUCAAGCGAUAGCACGCAAAAUAGUCGAAGAGAUCAAUCAUCCUCGCGCUGGACCCAUCAAGCUCUGCUCAGCUCCGACCUCGUUCGACGGGGGAAAGCUAGAGGCCUAUCGGCCGCCACCCUGGCUCGGUCAGCACACCGACGAUAUACUUGGAGAGCUGGGAUACAGUUCAUCAAAUAUAACGGAGUUGCGGAUGGAGGGAGUUAUCUGACUCAGUACCUUCUCUGACGAUCACACGAUCGACUGAAUGCAUAUGAAUUACAGGCGGA